UUCGACUCCAACAGAGGCUAUUUCUGACUGCUGUGACGAAAGCAACCGUUUGGAAAAUAAUAGUCAUUUAGAGUCUUUUUAACCGCGCGGCAUUAGUAAAUGUAAUUUCGAGGGUCGAAACUCUGAAAAAAUGUCGAAACUAUGAUACUCAGAGAUCUGUAGUUUACUGUAGAAAGGUCCUUAAAUCAGCAAGCUAGCUUUUGUUUCAGUCUAGCGUUUGUUUAUGACCUACACCUGCAAUUUAAGUAGUUUUUACAACGUUUGGCUCUGAAUAGUGACACUUUGAAGGGUUCUGCGGUUAAAAGAGGAAACGUUUCAAAACUUUUGGUUUACAGCAAGAUGGCAUUUGUUUCAACCAGACUGUACCUUAUGGCUGUUUUCCAAGAAAUAUUUCCUUUCCACGAAGCAAUUGGGCAGUCUCUUGGUAACUGGGGUCCCUGGGGCGAAUGCUCUAAGGCUUGUGAUGGUGAACAAACGAGGACUCGUGCGUGUACAUUCUCAUCUCCUUGUGAACAGAGCUUGGUGGAUAAGAGAAAAUGUAGCUCUUCAUCUUGUUUUAGUUUAGAAAUGAUUAUAGCAUUGGCCGUGAUUUGCGCCGCCAUUGUCGCGGUACUCAUAAUAAUUUUUGUGAUGCUCUUUAAAAUCAAAAAGGAAAAGUCCAGACUAAAACAUGACCACAGCAACAUGUCUAAUGCCAUCGAACGAAUGUACGACGACUCAAUCAGUACCCAUAGUUCUACCAUUCGUCGCAUGCCGUCAGCCGAAAGCUUCCCCGAACCUCUCCCGGAACCCGAGGAGAUUGGACUCGACAGCUUCGUUUUUGACACUGAAAGUCUGGAUGAGAGCAUCAGAGAAGUUACUUGCUCUUUUGGCGCCGAUGAGGAGUUCCAGCCCAAAGAGCAGCCCAAGAAUGAAAAAAGAGUUUCUCUAAAGGUUGUUUCCGUGACAGAGACACAAGUUCUAGACAAAGACCAGAAGCCGGUCUCUCAAGUACCUCCGCUCGAACCCGUUUAUAGUGUGGUGGUCAAACCCUCAAAAGAUGUCAAGCUGUAGCAAGAGAAUUAUCUUCGUUCAGCUGUUUUUGUUGUUUGUUUGUUUUUUUUUGUUAUGUUAUGUUAGUUAAACAUCUAAACAAGAUAGUGUAACAGGUACAUAACACCUGAUGAAUUGCGUGACAGGUAUAAAGUACUAGUACCUUAUGCCAUGCAAAAUAUUAGUUUAACCAUCUAAAAAAGAUAGUGUGACAGGUACAUAACACCUGAUGAAUUGCGUGACAGGUCUAAAGUACUAAUACCUUAUCGGUUACGUGACAGGCAUGGUCGUUGGCCUAACAGAAUGAUUAAUAAAUAGCUUGCGUGACUUUGUCACAGAUACUUCUAAUACUUAGCAUUCGUGAGAAAUUAGGAGGCUUAUUUUCUAAAUUGUUGCGACGAUGAAUAAUUACAUUUCAAUACGAAAAGAAACAGCAAAAAUAGUGCGAUAAAUAAAGUUGGUUAUUUUUGGAGCAAAA
Stylophora pistillata is the source of this 1510-nucleotide messenger RNA. RefSeq lists its product as uncharacterized. The record is from RefSeq and is a predicted model, not a curated record. Lineage: Eukaryota; Metazoa; Cnidaria; Anthozoa; Scleractinia; Pocilloporidae.